GGGGCUUCCGGGGCUGCGGGGUUGCCAUAGCGGGGCGUGAUGCGAUCACGCCAGGCGCUGCGUCAAAGGGCGGCUCCUGAGAUGCGGGGACUGCAGUAGAGCCCGUGCCCGCCGCCUCGUCGUCUGUCUCGUCGCCGGGAGCCCGUGGGUGCUGGUGGUGCUGGUGGUGGUGGUGGCGGAGGCGGAGGAGCGGGCCAGCCACCCCCGCCGCCGCCCAACGCCGCCGGCUUCGGUCCCGCUCUAGCGCCGUCGCCGGGGAGCGAGCGGGACCCCCUCCAAAAAAACACAGAAAAAAAAAAGAAAAGAAAGAAAAAAAGAACAAAAAAGAGACAGAGAGAGAAAAGACCCCCCCUCUUUUUUCUCCGCCACUCCGCCCCUUGAGACCCCCAACUCCCCACUGCAGCCGCCGGAAGACCGCCGCUCCCGGAGCACCCUCGCACCCUCGGCCGGACUCAGCCCGAGGUCGGGGGCGCGGCGGCCCGUGUCCCCGCGUGUGUGCGCGCGCGCACCGGCCAGCGGGCCUCCCCGGACAGCCCGGGCGCGCUAUGAAAUCGGCUGUGAGCCUGCGCAAGGGCGGAUCGGGCAGCAGCCGGAGCAGCAGCUGGAGCGGACGGCGCGAUGGCAGUAAGGGACGCAGAGACGAUGGCGGCCGCUCGGGGAGCAAGGGGCGCUCGGGGAGCAAGGGGCGCAGCUCCAGCGCCAAGGGGCGGCGCGCCGGCAGCCAGGGGCGCAGCGGCGGCUCGGGGCGCAGCGGCGGCGGCGGCUCGGGGAGCCAGGGGCGCAGCGGCGGCGGCAGCGGCAGCAGCUCGGGGCGCCAGGGGCGCAGCGGCAGCAAGGGGCGCACGGGGAGCCAGGGGCGCUCCGGUAGCAAGGGGCGUGCGGGGAACCAGGGCCGUGCGGGGAGCAAGGGCCGUGCGGGGAAUAAGGUUCAUGCGGGGGGCGCGCUACGUGCGGGGGGUGCCGGUGGGUACGGGGCGCGGGCACGCGGCUUCGGAGGCGGCGGCGGCGGCCGGGGCCGGGGGCGCAGCGGCGGCGGCGGCGACCCCCGCGAGCGGGGUGGGCAAUGGCGCGCCGGCGUGGUCAAGAACAAGAACCGCCGCCGGAAGCGCGCCGCCAACCUAAUCACAGUGGAGCCGCACCGGCACGCGGGCGUGUUCAUCUACCGCGGCGGCGCCGACGCGCUCGUCACCCUGAACCUGGUGCCGGGCCACUCGGUGUACGGCGAGCGGCGCGUGACGGUGAUCGAGGGCACGGAGAAGGUGGAGUACCGCAUGUGGAACCCGUUCCGCUCCAAGCUGGCCGCCGCCAUCCUGGGCGGGGUGGACCAGAUCCACAUCAAGCCCAAGUCCAAGGUGCUGUACCUGGGCGCCGCGUCGGGCACCACCGUGUCGCACGUGUCCGACAUCAUCGGGCCCGAGGGCCUGGUCUACGCCGUGGAGUUCUCGCACCGCACGGGCCGCGACCUGGUCAACGUGGCCAACCGGCGCACCAACAUCAUCCCGGUGCUGGAGGACGCGCGCCACCCGCUCAAGUACCGCAUGCUCAUCGGCAUGGUGGACGUCAUCUUCGCCGACGUGGCGCAGCCCGACCAGUCGCGCAUCGUGGCGCUCAACGCGCACACCUUCCUGCGCAACGGCGGCCACUUCCUCAUGUCCAUCAAGGCCAACUGCAUCGACUCCACCGCCUCGCCCGAGGCCGUGUUCGCCUCCGAGGUGAAGAAGCUGCAGCAGGAGAACCUCAAGCCGCAGGAGCAGCUCACGCUGGAGCCCUACGAGCGCGACCACGCCGUGGUCAUCGGGGUCUACCGCCCCUCGGCCAAGAGCAGCGGCGGCGGCAGCAGCAGCAGCAACUAGCCCAGCGACGCCCCCCAGCCCCCAGCCCCCAGCCCCGCGCCCCGGCCCCGGGACCCCGCCCCGGCACCCCCCCCACCGCGCACCCCGCCCCGACUCAGCGCGCCCAGCUCCCUGCACCCCCGCACGGGCUCCCCCCGGACCCCCGUCCCUCCCCGAAGCUGUGUUCAGUGUGUUCACUGUGGCUGUGUUUCCCCUCUCCCUCGGUGUCCGCCUUUCCUUUGGUAUUCGAUUAAAUGGCAUA
Messenger RNA from Sorex araneus (European shrew), 2094 nucleotides. It is a transcript of the gene FBLL1, whose product is annotated as fibrillarin like 1. Gene Ontology annotation, molecular function: histone H2AQ104 methyltransferase activity; rRNA methyltransferase activity; RNA binding. Bases 546 to 1853 code for a protein of 435 amino acids. NCBI's taxonomy places the organism in Eukaryota, Metazoa, Chordata, Mammalia, Eulipotyphla, Soricidae. The transcript has a single exon. Gene Ontology annotation, cellular component: Cajal body; small-subunit processome; box C/D methylation guide snoRNP complex. Gene Ontology annotation, biological process: box C/D sno(s)RNA 3'-end processing; rRNA methylation. The record is from RefSeq and is a predicted model, not a curated record.